Chara braunii is the source of this 1352-nucleotide messenger RNA. The record is from the annotation of a GenBank genome assembly. NCBI's taxonomy places the organism in Eukaryota, Viridiplantae, Streptophyta, Charophyceae, Charales, Characeae.
CUGUUGACAUGUUGACGUUUAGUAGCGGCAGCUUCAAUAUUAUCAGUAAUGAUUGGGGAGGGCAUGGAGACUUCGCUUCAUGGGGGGCUGUGGGGAACCCCUCUUGACCUGCAGGUUGAGGAGGAAGUGUCCGCGCUGUCUAUUGUGAUAAUUUACAAACAGGAGCUGGAGGAGAUCUACGCAGCGCUGUGUCAAGCGCAUGGCGAUCUGCCAUAUGAUGUUCUGCUGGAGGGAGAGGAGACCUGCGAUGGGUGGGAAGAGGAGCUUUAUGAACAGAUCUCUUUUCGACAGCGGGAUGCGAUUGACAGAGCGCGGGCGAUUGCCAUAUUCUACGACUACAUUGAGAUGCUGCAGCAGGUCAAAGACAUGUUUGCUGGCCUUCUAGCGAGAAGACACAUGAGUGGCCCGCCGCAUACCGAGACAUGGACAGCAUCGACAGCAGCAACACCAUCGACAACAUCAUCAACAACAUCAAUUUCAUCAACCACGGCAAUAACAGCACUGUCAUCGACCACAACCACAUCAACAGUGGUUAAUACGGUUAUAUUGCCAAUUAUGACAUCUAUGACGAUAACAUCACUAUCUAUAGCUGCGCCACCAUCGAGUUGUGUUCAGCAAUGGGAGCUGCUUGAGCAGGCUCAUGAUGCAUGGGGGUUGGAAGAGGGGCCGCCCUCUUGCGUGGGACUCGCGGAUCGGCUACGGUCGAAUGCGCUGAUGUGGCGCGGUUGCAAGGGCUUCGAGGAGGGGCGGGGUCCGUGCGGCGAGAUCGACGAGCGAUUUCACGAUGUCGACGAUGACGAUACCGUGGACGGCCUUUGCGAUUGUAGCUCCACUGAUGACGAUGCAGCUACGAAAGAUGACGGUCUUGCCGACAAAAACAACAACAACAAUCACAUAGCAUGCAAUAACAAAACCUGCAGCAAUAACAAACAUGGCGAUGGUAUUCAUUGGGAAGUAAAUGUGAUUCGCCUGUUUCUCUCCCCCCUCUUUUCUCUUCCUAUCCCGUUUUCUCUCCUGCACGUCGUGGGGAACGAUCGGGGUCAGGGGCGAGAGGGUUGGGUGAUUGGGAUGUGUGGUGAACAGGAAGAGGGCGCGGGGAUGCGGGGGGAGGGAUGGUGGCGGGAAGGGGUAGGAUAGGCAGCAUUUUAAUUGCAUCGAUGCUCCCCGUCUAAUGUGCACUCACGGACUGUGAGGAUCGUGGGGGGAGGCUGUUGUAGGUAAUCUGAUAUGACUUUGUUCCUUGAUCUGAGUAUCUGUUUUACUUUUGAUGUGGUGAGAGAUCUUGGCUUAUCCACUGAUUACAAGGAUCGUGGGGGGAUAUGGUGAUUCCGUAAUAAACUACUUUUGCCACG